AUGAAUCCGUCAAAGCUUUCAAUCUCAACUGUUCUGAUUGCGUUCUGUGCAUUUGCAUUUAUAGAAGUGGCGAAUUCUAAUCCUACCAUGGACCUCUUCGGCGGCUACGAGAUCGUAUCGGUGUGCAUGACUAACUGUGCCCAGUGCAAACGGAUGUACGGAACGUUCUUCGACGGCCAGGUUUGUGCCGAGGCGUGCCUGGAGUUCAAAGGGAAAAUCAUUCCCGACUGCGAAGAUAUAGGCUCGAUCGCGGGCUUCUUGAAUCGUGCUGAGUUGAAGAAGUACGCCUAG
Messenger RNA from Culex quinquefasciatus (southern house mosquito), 291 nucleotides. RefSeq names its product eclosion hormone. Gene Ontology annotation, molecular function: ecdysis-triggering hormone activity. Bases 1 to 291 code for a protein of 96 amino acids. The transcript is spliced from 2 exons. NCBI's taxonomy places the organism in Eukaryota, Metazoa, Arthropoda, Insecta, Diptera, Culicidae. The record is from RefSeq and is a predicted model, not a curated record. Gene Ontology annotation, biological process: neuropeptide signaling pathway; ecdysis, chitin-based cuticle.